CGCUGUUUGCACUGUUUGCACUCUUUCUCCCCGCCAACCUCUAGAAGCAUUUCUCAGCCAACGUUGUUUGUAGUCCCUAUAUUCCUACCAUCCCUUCCCCAAUCUCCAAAGGGCUGAAACCUGAAUAUACAUAUUUCGUGUGUGUUUUUCAGAGUAAUAGUUGGCUUCCGCCAUGGCUACGAUACCCGUAAUCGUCAAACACCAAGGCAAGCGUCACGAAGUCGAUCUCGACCCGACUGCCAACGGAGAGAUCUUCAAAUUCCAACUCUAUUCUCUCACAGGAGUUGAACCGGAACGUCAGAAGGUUCUCGUGAAGGGCGGCCAGCUGAAGGAUGACACCGAACUUUCAACCCUCAACGCAAAGCCUGGGCAAACAUUCAUGAUGCUGGGAACGCCAAGCUCCAGCGAUGCCGCUGUAGCCCUAGCGAAGCCUAAAGAAGCCAUAAGGUUCAUCGAGGAUAUGACGGAAGCGGAAGCUGCAAGAGCUGAUGGUGCUACUCCUGCCGGUCUACAAAACCUGGGCAACACUUGCUACCUAAACUCGACGCUGCAGACGUUACGAAUCCUCCCAGAACUGCAGGAAGAGCUUCUGAAGUACCGACCUUCAAGCGGUGCAUCAAAUACCUCUAGAAUGCUAGGCAUGACUGCAUCUGGGGACCUGACUGCUUCUCUGAAGGAUCUUUACAAGCGCAUGUCUGAAACGCAGGAAGGAUUUCCGCCCAGAGCCUUUUUAAACACUCUGCGGAAUGCAUUCCCGCAGUUUGCACAGAGGGCGAAGGACGGCCACGGAUAUGCGCAGCAAGACGCAGAAGAGGCGUGGUCGCAGAUCAUCUCGCAGCUGCGCCAGAAUCUCACAAUCAGGGGCGAGAACGACGCGGAAACGGCCGAGAUCUCCUUUGUGGACAAGUACCUCUCCGGGAGGUUCGAGUCGGUUCUUGAAUGCGAUGAUCCUGCAGCAAAAGAAGCAGGUGAAACGGCUAUGGAAACAUCAGACUCUUUUCUUAAGCUAGACUGCCAUAUCGACAAAAGCAUAAACCAUUUGCGGGACGGUCUUUUAGCAAGUUUGGAGGAGAAGGUUGAGAAGCACUCGCCUACUCUCGACCAGGACACAAUUUAUACGAAACGUUCUAAGAUCUCUCGACUACCCAAAUACCUUACAGUGCAUUUCGUACGCUUCUUCUGGAAGCGGGAUGUACAGAAGAAGGUAAAAAUUAUGCGCAAAGUAACAUUUCCCUCCGAGUUGGAUGUUGUGGAAUUUUGUACCGAUGAGCUCAAGAAAAAACUCAUCCCUGUUAGGGACAAGGUCCGCGAGAUUCGCAAGGAUGAACACGAUAUGGAACGAGCUCGGAAGCGUCAGAAGAUCGCACAUCAGCGAGAAGAGGAGCAGAAGGCUGAUGCAGCGAUGGUUGAGCCUGUCAAAAAAAAACAAAUGGCCGAGGAAAAGGCUGAAGCAACCACCGAUGUUCCUAUGGAUGAAACCUUCAAAACUGAUGCUGAGUACGAAGCCGAGCGUGCCGCAGCAGUUCUAGCUGCAAAGCGAGAGUUGUUCAAGCUCAUUGACCCCAAGCUCGCGGCGGAUGAUGGCUCCAACAAAUCCGGACUGUACGAAUUGCGCGGAGUAAUUACCCACCAGGGCGCUAGCGCUGACAGCGGUCACUACACUUCGUACGUGAAGAAGCAAGGAAGGAUUGUCGACGAUCCCCUUGCCCCUGGCGGCAGUAGACGAGAGGAUGAUGGCAAAUGGUGGUGGUUCAACGACGACAAGGUUUCUGAGGUUGAGGCUGAGAAGAUUGAAACUCUAUCAGGGGGGGGUGAAUCGCAUUCUGCACUGAUACUGCUCUACCGUGCAAUCGAUCUGCCAACUGCGGAGGAAGUUAACGAAUAAUUCUGCUUCUUUUGUUCAAAAUAGACAAGCCUCAGCUGCAUCAGUCAUAAUGAUUACUGGCUUUCUUUCAAAUUUGCGAGAGCUAUUGUUUUCCUAUGCUGUAUUAAAUUAGCUGUAACGAUUUGUUUCGGCCGGGCUAUCUUUAUAAAGCAUGGGAUUAAAGAGGGAUUGUGGAAAAGCUGAUAGAUUUAUCUAGCAAACCAGAGUGCUCUUUUAAUGAAAACACAUUUACCUACGUCCAUGGACCACUUUGGCCUUCAUCUCCUCAUCCUCCUCCAUUCUGCUUGGCCAGCCAGCGGGAACAUGAAUUUCAUGUUUGGUCCUACUUAGUCUGGCCCAUACAUUUCUUGGCAUGAGUCCCACCUGAAUCUAUCAUCAAAAAAAUGAACUAUUUUUUCAGAAAUGAUUUGAAAAAUAAAACAGAUUUUCUAAUAAUAAACAGUGAAAGAUAAUCAUUCUUCAAAAACUAGAAUAAUACUGAGAUUGAAAAACAAAUUCAAUCUCAUUCAGUAAGAAUUUG
Molecule: messenger RNA, 2405 nt
Organism: Blastomyces dermatitidis ER-3
Lineage: Eukaryota; Fungi; Ascomycota; Eurotiomycetes; Onygenales; Ajellomycetaceae
Product: ubiquitin thiolesterase
Exons: 3
Coding region: 173-1885 (570 amino acids)
Biological process (GO): proteasome-mediated ubiquitin-dependent protein catabolic process; protein deubiquitination; regulation of proteasomal protein catabolic process
Molecular function (GO): proteasome binding; protein binding; cysteine-type deubiquitinase activity
Source: RefSeq, a predicted model, not a curated record